Adineta ricciae is the source of this 1290-nucleotide messenger RNA. The record is from the annotation of a GenBank genome assembly. Lineage: Eukaryota; Metazoa; Rotifera; Eurotatoria; Adinetida; Adinetidae.
AUGGCUACGGCCAUAAAUCAUCAUCUUCAAUCUGAUUUAAAAUAUCUCACUGACUGUAUGUAUUUUAUCAGCGGUUACUGUAAAUUAGAUGAUAAAUGUCGGUAUCGACAUUGUCGUGAAGCUAUUAAUCAAAUAGAAACGUGUUCACGCUGGCCAGCCACUUGUCGUAAUGUUACUUGUCUUUUCCGACACCCAACUGUGCUAUCUCAUCAAGUGCACAAUCCCAAAGGAUCAAGACAUUUCGUCAGUUUCUUUUGGGAUAUUGAAAAUGUUCCUAUACCUAGAGGGCAAAGACCUUUCGAUAUCGUCCAGCGUAUUCGAGAGAAACUCGUCAUUGAACCUGGUCUCCAAGAAGCGGACUUUUCGUGUUAUUGCAAUAGUGCGACAAUCUCAGAAAUGAAUCUCGUCAAUUUAAGCCACGCCAAUGUUCGUAUUGUUCAUGUUCCUGAUCGUAAAUCUGGUGCUGCUGAUCGACAAAUCAUGCUCGAUUUAGCCCGUUUUGAACGGAUCCAUCAUCCACCAGCCACGAUCGUUUUAAUAUCCGGUGAUAUCGAUUUUGUCGGAGCGCUCAGUGCCCUUCGACAUCGAGCUGGUUUUCUUGUUAUUGUCAUACAUAAUAAGCCAGCUAAAGAAGAACUCAAAGCAACAGUGCAUGAACAUUAUCCAUGGGAACUGUUUACUUUACCGUCAUCACAACGACCUGUGGCAUCAAUAAAUGAUUCCGAAACAACAAGUAAGGUACGCGUAUCACGAGCACAAUCGACGCAUAGUCGAAGACGUCAUUCUAGUCGUAAUCGAAGUUUACGUCGACGAGAUCAGUCUCCAUAUGUUCCUGUAAAGACGUCGUCGGUAGCAAGUAGUAAUCAAGUUAUGAAAAAGAAUCCAUGUCCCAAAUGCUCAACUGAUUUCGAAUCAAUUCAAAGUUUACAACAACAUCAAUCAGCUAAAAAACAUCUUUUCACUUGUCCAGUAUGUAAUGAUACGUUCUUUACCGAAAUCUCUCAAACUCAGCAUCAAAAAGAUAAAAAUCAUUACGUAUCCGAUUAUCGAUGCCAACAAUGUAAUCGACUUUUUGCUAAAUCUGAAAGUUUAAAUCAACAUCAACAAGAUACCGGUCAUCCAGACGUCCCACCACCUCCAACAAUAUAUCCGAAAUCAAUACUUCGACGAACCCAAUUACCUCCACCAUCGUUCGUGCCUCAAACCGAACCAGAUCCUUUCGAAAUCAUUCUAGGAGGUAUCGAAGCGCUUAAAAACCAUUAUAUAAAACGGUCUACUAAACCAAACUGA